Messenger RNA from Suricata suricatta (meerkat), 1288 nucleotides. RefSeq lists its product as uncharacterized. NCBI's taxonomy places the organism in Eukaryota, Metazoa, Chordata, Mammalia, Carnivora, Herpestidae. The record is from RefSeq and is a predicted model, not a curated record. Bases 1 to 867 code for a protein of 288 amino acids. The transcript is spliced from 5 exons.
AUGGAGAAUGUGGACAAGGGUUUUCCAGGACUCUCAGAUGUGGAGGUUGGCAAAAUGAUGAUGGGGCUGAUGAUGCCUCUAGAGAACGGGUUGGACUCAUGUCAGCAGCAGACUCUCUGGGAGGGCGGGCGGUCUCCCGGCUUUCGGGCUCUGCGCAGUCUACUGGCGGGAGGGCGCCGGCGAGGUGGCGAGGGCGGCGGGCGCGGGGGCGCGGGAACCCCGGCGAGGCCCUGGGAUCACAGGGCGCCCCCUCCCAGCGCCCGGACCCGGGGGGAGCCAGAGGAGCCAGCAGGUCCGGACUCGCUGAGGGGGCUCCACGCCGGGCCUCCCACGCACAGGAAAAGCCCAGCACAAGGCUUCCCAUCCCGAGCCCCGCAGCGGACCCACAGGCGCAACCACCCAUUCCAUAGACCUACGAGGUUGAAUGUGCUUCGACUUCCUCCACUCCUGGGCAACUGUGGCCUCCGGGGUGCCUCCAGGCCCUGGCUCUGCCUCCCCACGGAUCCAGCCAGCCAGCCAGCUGAGCCUGAAGGGGUGCACCUUCCUUCCCCUCCUGCCCUCCUGCUGGAGGAGAGCUGCAGUCUCCUUUGGAUCUUUUUGCGGUCUGGGCUUGCUGUUCCUCUCAACAGUAGUCAGGAAGCCCUUACCCCAAAAAGUAUCUGCGGGAGGCCUUGUCUACAGGGGGGGCUGCCCCCCCAAGGGCUCCAGGUGGGUCACAUACCACACUUCCAGAAGAGGGACAGCAAGGAGAGCCAUCAACCUAGCUUUCCCUUAGAGCUGCUGUUUGGCCUCAGGACAAAUGCUGAUCCUUUCUGUGUCUCAGUGCUCUGCUACACAUUUAAUCAUUUAUCUGUGCACAGUGUCUAGUGGGAGAUUCCAGAAGGUCCAGAAGGUAAGGAAAAAACACGAGUGGCUCAAUUAAAGGUGUGGACACUGUGCUGGUGGCUUAGCUCCCAGCCUCCUGUCCCCUAUUUGUAGACCAUCUAGCUCCCUCAGGGCUCCUUUGGGGAAUUACUGUGGGCGCUCCUGGUGGGACUGUUGCUCAAGGCACUUUGCCUUGUGCUGCCCUCUUGGAUAUGAAACCCAAGACAGGCCUGGGAAUUGGAAUCCUGGAUGGAGAGAUUGGGAGCGAACUGAUCCCAGCGGCUGUGCUAAGAAGACUGAGCUUGGCCUUCCUGCGUCCCCUGAACUGCCUAGCAUCUGCCCUCUCUUAGCAUGGACCUUCAAGUGCCCCCCUGGAUUCUGGCGAAUCCCCCCAAGCCCUUCCAAUAAAAUCCUCAUUGCUUUA